Messenger RNA from Ostreobium quekettii, 1719 nucleotides. The record is from the annotation of a GenBank genome assembly. NCBI's taxonomy places the organism in Eukaryota, Viridiplantae, Chlorophyta, Ulvophyceae, Bryopsidales, Ostreobiaceae.
AUGCAGCAGGAAAAAAUCCGUGCAGAUUGGGGGCAACUACCCUUUGGAGUGCUGGACGCCAUCAGGAACCUGUUGCAAGGGAGAGCAGAGUGGACAGCUCCUACUGUGAAGUCCAUGAGGCUUGUCAAUCACCACUGGAGCCAGUGGUCAACAGAUUCAGUGACGUGUCAAAUGCUCCCCACCAGCUGUGUGGGCAUAGGUACGUUCCCAUACGUGCAGAAGCUGACUUUGCAGCGUGCAAUCAUGCUGGGCAGUUCAUUGCUAAGUGGAUUACAGAAGCUGCAGCACCUGCUGGAGCUUAGCCUGAAACAUUGCCAGGUGGGGGACGCUGUUCUGCAGGACGUAGCCAAGGUCGGGUCACUCACAAGUCUGCGCAUGUUCAACUGCACACUAGUCACAGACGCAGGGUUAGUGCACUUGGGAAAGUUGACAGGCUUGUCUUGUCUGCAAAUGGUGGCCUGUCAUGGAGUCACAGAUGGUGGCUUGGUUCAUGUCGGGGAGCUGACGACACUCACUAUGCUGGACUUGUCCCAUUGUCGAGAAGUAACAGACAAUGGCCUGAGACACGUGGGAAAGCUGCGAAGCCUGUUGUUCUUGAAGCUGGCGCGUUGCCGCCGGAUAUGGAUGGGCUGGGGACAUCUGAGCGGGCUGGUGCACCUUAGAAAGUUGGAUUUGGGAGAUUGCAAUCUCACUGAUGAGGGUAUGCAGCACCUGGGAAGUCUGACAGCGCUCACGGACUUGCGGAUGGCUGGUUCCUGUGGUUUGACAGAUGGUGGCCUGAGGCAUGUGGCAGUGGGAAAUGCUCUUGUGAACCUGGACCUGACGGACUGCUCGUGGAUCACGAACAGGGGUUUGAAGGACUUGUCACUGGCACCAACGAUAACAAACCUCAUCCUUCCUGGUAUCACAGAUGACAGCUUUCAAGAAGUGGGGAAUUUAUCAAAUAUGCGCACUUUAAGCCUUUAUGUGAGUGAUAGCAACACACAUGAAGGCUUGAGACCAUUGAGCAAGUUGGUGUCUUUGACAGACCUUACUAACCGGUGGGGAGGUGAUGGUGCACAUAAGUUUUUGGGACACUUACCCAAAUCAGGGAUGCUCACGUGCUUGGUAGCACAUGGCUGCCACCAUGUUGCACUUCUUGAGAACAUAGGGGAGCACGUUGCUCUGGAGAUGCUCCAUAUGACUGGCAGCUCCCAUGUUGCAGAUCGGGAAUUGAAGGUUCUGCAGAACCUCACACGGCUCAAGGAUCUUCGCCUGUCAUCUUCAGAGACAACUAUGAGAGGGAUGGAAACAAUGGCCAAGUUGGCAACACUGACCAGCCUGAACCUAACUAUGCGCGUCAGCUUCACGGAUGAAGGUUUGAGCCAUAUAGGGAACCUCUCAGCCCUAAGAGCACUUGACCUUGGCCCUUGCUGUGAGGUCACAGAUAUGGGCCUCACAGCUGUCGAGAAUCUAACAGCCCUUCGAAGCCUGCGUCUGAGGCGUGGCCAAUUGAUCACCAAUUGUGGCUUGAAGCAUGUGGCAAAACUGAUGGCACUAAACCGCUUCAGCUUGAUAUUUUUUCCACAGAUUAGUGACGAUGGUCUGACACAUUUGGAAGCGUUGGCGGAACUUGCAACUGUGAGCUUUGAUUUCUGCAAGCUCGUUACUGGACUGGGAUUGAAGCAAUUCGAAGAUCGCCAAGUCAGAAUCGAAGAUUGGGGUGAUUUUUACAUCUAG